Synchiropus splendidus (mandarinfish) is the source of this 1300-nucleotide messenger RNA. It is a transcript of the gene fn3krp, whose product is annotated as fructosamine 3 kinase related protein. The record is from RefSeq and is a predicted model, not a curated record. The transcript has 6 exons. Lineage: Eukaryota; Metazoa; Chordata; Actinopteri; Syngnathiformes; Callionymidae. The coding region runs from base 152 to 1081 and encodes 309 amino acids.
UGAUGGGGAAACUGCCAUCGCGCAGCAAAACACGGCCUAUAUAUACCGCGUGAUGCGCUGAAGUUAGUGCAGGUUACUCUCCUGAACAAGUCUUUAUCAGUUGUGUUGUCGAUGUGUGAUGUUCUCAGGCUGAGCUUGCAAAGACCUAACCAUGGAAGCUCAGCUGAAAAGAGAGCUGGGGACGAGCAUGCUGAAGUCCGCUGGUCACUCCGGAGGCGGGUGCAUCAGCCAAGGCCAGAGCUACGACACGGACAGCGGGAGAGUGUUUGUGAAGAUCAAUCACCAGAGCGAGGCCAAGAAGAUGUUCGAUGGGGAGCUGGCCAGUCUGGACGCUAUUCUCAAGACAGGCACAGUAAAAGUCCCUAAACCUAUGAAGGUGAUCGAGCUGGACACUGGGGGGUGUGUGAUCGUGAUGGAACAUCUGGACAUGCGAAGUCUAAACAAGUAUUCAAAGCAGCUUGGGGAGCAGUUAGCUGAUCUGCAUCUUCACAACAAACAACAAAUGGAAAAAAUUAACAAGGAGCAGCAGACAGUGGGAAGGGGAGCUGGGCAGUUGGAGGACAACUAUGUCGACAAAUUUGGUUUCCCAGUUCCUACCUGCUGUGGAUAUUUACCCCAGAAUAAUGACUGGCAGGACGACUGGGUGACUUUCUAUUCUCAACAACGACUGCAGCAUCAGUUGAACGUAGUGGAAGAGUCUUAUGGAGACAGAGAGGCCCGAGAACUGUGGGCAGCACUGCAGCUGAAGAUCCCUCAGUUCUUUAAAGACCUGCAGAUCGUCCCCGCUCUCCUCCACGGUGACUUGUGGGGGGGAAACGUCUCAGAGUGUGCAAAUGGACCCGUCAUAUUUGACCCGGCUUCCGUCUACGGCCACGCCGAGUUCGAAUUGGGAAUCGCAGGGAUGUUCGGUGGCUUCAGCAGCUCCUUCUACUCUGCAUAUCAUGAGAAAAUUGUCAAAGCAGAAGGCUUUGCGAAGAGAAACCAGCUUUAUCAGCUUUUCCACUACCUGAAUCACUGGAACCACUUUGGUGGAGGGUACAGAGGCUCAUCCAUAAAGAUCAUGAAGGACCUGAUUAAAUGAUUUAACCUACACCCACAGUACUGACAGUCAUCCAAACUAGUUUUAUUUCAGUGAUUGGGGUGACAUUACGGCAUGAAAUGGCUCAUCAUUUCAUCUCUCUUAAUACUUUCUGUGUAACUCAAUCUAACUUCAAUGAGAAGUUGUGCAUUAUCCACCUUUAUUUUAGUUUUGAUGUGAAACUGAGCUUAUAAAACUCAAUAAAAACUCAAAAAAUUGUAA